Messenger RNA from Scatophagus argus, 4596 nucleotides. RefSeq names its product SERTA domain containing 2b (gene sertad2b). The coding region runs from base 758 to 2047 and encodes 429 amino acids. Gene Ontology annotation, molecular function: transcription regulator activity. Gene Ontology annotation, cellular component: nucleus. The record is from RefSeq and is a predicted model, not a curated record. NCBI's taxonomy places the organism in Eukaryota, Metazoa, Chordata, Actinopteri, Scatophagidae. The transcript is spliced from 2 exons.
UCCUGUCGUGAAAGUAAUUAUUGUUAUACUAAUAUUACCUCAGGAGUUCCACCGAUGUUUUAAGCAAAAUAACCGUCUAUUGUUAGAUGUAGGCCAUCUAAGAACAAAUUCAUUUAUUUUAGGCUAAUUGCUGUCUGUUUCAUUUUUGUUAACCUGUAUUAAAUAGCCUAUUUCUAAUUAUUGAGGAGGACGGACGAGGAGGCCUGUGCACAGAGAGAUGUACCAUCUUAAACUUUAUAACACUGUCAUAAACAAAUGAGUAUUCAUUGUUACAGUUACAUAGAAAUGAAAUGCAUCCAACUGACCUCUAGUUGUCUCAGCAUUUUGCUGUCUGUUUUUUAAAUGUCUCAUCUUGGUACGUCCAUAGAGCUUUCACACACCGUGAUUCAUUCACCACUGUCUUACUCAUAGCGAUUGUGUCAAGUUAAAGUUAGCAGAAUUUUAUAAAUACACAAAGCCUGUGAAACAUCGAAGAACGUAGAUUUUCACACGUGUCACACCGGUGAACCAACGCCUUGCUACAUUUCUGCUUCAAAUUACACCGAUUCCGGGACAGAAGUGCACGUGCAGAGAGUAUGUCCGACAGCUCGUGAAGGCAACAACUUUCCUGUGAGCGGAGGCAGUUUUCUCCUCCUAUCAGCGCCAUUGUGUGACAGAGUCUUUGGGAGCCAGGACGACUUGUUCUUCUGUAGCCGACAGGACUGUUUAAAUACCCCCAUGUUUCUGGUUCAGACUCCGGCGGACCUGGAUGUGAUAUAUGUUCGGUAAAGGUGCGAAGCGGAAGCUGGACGAGGAUGAAGAGGGGCUGGAAGGCAAAACGCUGGAGGCGUCGGUGGCGGGAGGGGGACUAGGCCUUGGUCCCGAGGGUUUGUCCAAGGUGUCGUACACUCUGCAACGGCAGACCAUCUUCAACAUCUCCCUGAUGAAGCUGUACAGCCAGCGGCCACUUGGGGAGCCCAGCCUGGAGCGUCGUGUCCUCAUUAACAACAUGCUGCGACGCAUACAGGACGAACUCAAGCAGGAAGGCUCCCUGCGGCCACUGCUCUUCCCGCCCUCGCCGCCGCCAGACGACCCCAUGGAUGAGGGCUUCCGUGAGGCGCCCCCCUCUUUUGGUGUUUUGUCAGCGACAAACACACAAGUAUCCCAGCCUUCUGCACUGUUGAUGCCGGUGAUCGCUCCUCCGUCUUCACCACACCCAAUGGUGCCUCCCAACUGCCCGGCAUCCGAGACCUGUCCCAACCGUGCGGGGGUCUGCCCCGCCCCUCUAGAAGCCUGCCUCACUCCAGCCUCGUUACUGGAGGAGGAUGGUGGAGAUUCAGCCUUUUGUGUCCCGUCCCCGCCCACUCCUCCUCUGUCGCCUCCCCCGGUGCAGCCUCCCCAACUACCUUCGGCACUUCUGAGCCAGGCGCCCCCCAGGGUCCCUAUGCCUGCCUCGUCCAGUGACGGUUUCUCCUCCGCUCUGAGUGACAUGGAGUUGGGUCCUCCCACAGCCAUAACAAGGACAGCAGCAGCUAAUAAUACGACCGUGACUACCUCCCCAGCUCCCACGCCACUCACCCAGCCCUCCCACUUAGCAUCCCUCUCCCCAGCAACCACAGGCCUAUCCAGAGACUGCAGGACCAUGGGUGCUAAACCAGAGGCAGCUGGCGUCUUGCUAGCGGAAGGCCGUUGUGCCGAGCUCCGACCGAUGGACAGCCUGCCCACACUGCCCCCUGCUGGCCUGGUAGACAUUUCCUCUUCUCCUUCCUCCCCUUCCUCAUCUUCCUCACCCUCGGGGUUUCUCUCAGACUUGGCGCUGGACGAUGUCCUGUUUGCCGACAUUGACACGUCCAUGUAUGACUUCGACCCCUGUAUGACAGCGGGGGCUGUGGGCGUGAUGACAGGUGGUGGCCUCGCCAAACUGUCGCCAGUGGUGACAGCGGACGACCUCCUCAAGUCGUUCGCGUCACCGUAUAGUGGCCCCACCCCCCAGGUUUCAGCCAAUCAGCCUUUCAAAAUUGAUCUGACAGAACUGGACCACAUUAUGGAGGUGUUGGUGGGCUCGUGACUCACAGACACUAGCACAUCAGACACACACAGACCUUUUAAUCCGGAGAGCAGACUGGAAUGAAAGUUUUGAAACGCUGUGGAGCGUUUUGCUGUUUUUAUGUUUUUUUUACUCUCUUCAAAGGUCGGUAAUUGUAAACAUCAAUGGUGAUGUCAGUUAGUACUACUAUGACAACUACUACUACACAACACUGUGCAUGCACUGUGCUCGCCUUUCCAAAUAUGGAAGUGAAAUAACCGGGAAACAAAGACACACAUAAGUUUGUAUUUCUAUACUUGUGAGGACGUCCAUAGACUCCAUUCAUUCCCAAAUCCUAAUUUAAACCUAAUCCUAGUUUUAGUCUUUAACUCAAAUCUAAGCCUUAACCCUUAAAUUUAACUGUAAAUAGAAAAAUAGGACCUGCAAAUUGUCCUCAUUCUGGAGGAUUCUGCAAUCAUUCUAUCCUUGUGAGGAUAUUUAUUGCCCACAGGUUUAGAAAUACAAGUGAACACACACAUGCACACACACACAAAACAUAAACACACUGAAUCCAUAGCUUUUAGCAGAUGAGUGCCUUUCAAAAUGACCACUUAUUCAAUUCCUGUUUUUACAGUAUUUGUUUUGCUUUUUACAUCGACAUCUUAGAGAGGUCACUCCUCAAUGUUUUUUUUUUUUAAUUUAUUGUAUUGUAUUAAAACAAUUAAUAAGUGAGGUCAUUUCUCAUGAUCAAAUAAUAAUUAUUUAAUCUUUAUCUUAUUACAGAUGCUAUGUUUUAUUUGUAAAGCAAGCAUAAAAAGGUUUUACAAGGAAUACAUUGUUUUACCAGUGUGCAACAUUACCUUUUAGCAUGGCUAUAUAAUUAUGCUUUGGGAAUAGCUCUUUUAAACACGUCACCUGUUUGUUUGUUAAACUUUGUUGGUAGAAGGAGUUGUCUGUUCUUCACGUCUAUGAAUUCAGUUCAGGACUAUUUUUGUCUUACCCUUCUGUAUUGGCAGGCACAUACAGCAUAACUGUGCGGGAUGCUAUUUUACAUGGGCUCCGUCAUUUGGGCUAGUUAUCAUGCUUCAGUUACAGCAGAAUUCAAAUGAACUACACCCACUGGAAAGCUUGACGUGUUUACAUUGGAAGUGGCCACAGCACCACCACCAACUCUUGCUUCCCAGUUGGAUGUGAAUGAUCUGAAAAAGCCAACCUGUGCUGAGACUUGAGGCACCAAACACAUUAAAUUUAGCUGUUAAGGACUCAAAACAGUUAUCAUAUAUUGCAGGGAAAGUCACUGUGGUACCAAUGUGACUCCAUAAAUUUCCCACAAAGAGGCACGCAAAGAAAACUGACAAAAACUUUUCAUAGAAAUGCCUUAUUUUUGGUUUGAUUCCUACAGAAUUAGCAACAUGAGUGACAGACAGAUUACAGCACAGUAUUACACACAGCCGUAUUCACCGAGUGUGUUUACUUGAGUUGAACCUGUAAAUCAGAGCGUUUUUCUCUCAUCUGUGCAUUGUGAAGUACAGUUUUGAGGUUGACUCAAACACCAGUGUACAUUUUAAAUACAUACAUUAGCAGGAUGGCUAAAUCUGUCUCAUAAACAAUCUGAAUGUGGAUUUCCACAGAAGUAGGAUACCCAAACCAUGGUGUUAACUUGAUCCUGCAAUGAUACAAAAGACUCCUGUUGUUUCAAAACACCCCCCCACCCCACCCCUGCACAGACCACUAUGCAUGGUUUUUGGCACAAAAAGACAAAAUGUGAUAGCUACGUGCUGCAUCGUAGAUGAGGGUCACAUGAGGAUUCCUAACGUCUACAUGUUUUGUUUUGGUGUUUUUCCUAGCAGACCACACACACAGAGUUACACAGAAUACAAAAAUACUCACUCUUUGCAGUCAAAUGCUGUUUUCACAGUUGAACCUGUCAUAUGCCGUAAAAGUUAACUGUAAAACUGUUCACACACAUUUCUCAUGACUUCUCAUUUCUCAUGAUAAUAUAGUUGAUGUUAUGUUUGAUAUUUAGUAGCUGAAAUCCAAAUCACAGCAGUCCUCAGUUCAGAAACUUGGCUUUUAGUUGUGGUAUUCCACGUGAAAGAAUUACAAGAGUAUGAAAGAGCUCUAUGGAGUAAAGGUAAAGUCUAUAGCAGUGUCACAUAUUUAGUCACAAAUCACACACAGCUCAGUCUGAGUUAGACCAACACGUUGGUACCAGGAUCAUUGUAAUUUAAUAGCUAGAGAAGGCCAGCAGUAGACACAGGCAUUAGCAAAUCACACACCUGACAUCUUUCCUUUUGUGCAGAGGCUAGUCACAGGACCAAGGGAUAGUAAGGGAGUCUUCAAGGUGCUGAUAAAUGGCUCGCUUUUAAGAGUUGUUACAACAAAACAAAAAGUUGUGAAAUGCCUUUUUCUUGCUACAAUAUGAAUGUUGAUUAUCAAUGCAAAAUGGUGGCUUUUCCAAAACCCUCUGUUUGAUGUUUAAAGCUGCAUUCAUUGAUCUUUGGGGUUUUUUUUUUCAGCAGAACAGACAAAACAUAACAUAUGACCUUUUAUCACCCUAUGAAUUGUUUUGAUAAAUUUGAUGUGAACAA